This is a messenger RNA of Lachancea nothofagi CBS 11611, 435 nucleotides long. The record is from the annotation of a GenBank genome assembly. NCBI's taxonomy places the organism in Eukaryota, Fungi, Ascomycota, Saccharomycetes, Saccharomycetales, Saccharomycetaceae.
AUGUCAACGUCUACUGAUUUCGACGUCGAAGAGCCGCUCACAAGCUCGGUCAAACCACUAACCAAUGCAACUAUCACGGUGAGAGUUAUCAAGUCGUUUCCCUAUAGAAACGUCUAGAAUAUUGUGUUCAAUGAUUACAAUUUGCUAGAGAAAAGCGCAAAGGACCUGCUGGAAGACUCUUUAGCGCAUGUCAAAACCGCAGGCGGAUUCAGAGCUUUCCGCAACGUGGACUUUGACGGGCUCAAAGUUUACACACAUGCGCACGGAUCAAAGACAGUCAACUUGGUCAUAAAUUUCGAUCACGACGAGGACUGGAAUCUGCAAGACAUGGACAAAAAGUUGAUAGACUAUGGUAUCGGCAAUGAAACUGAGAUUUCACUAUUCAAUAAACAAGCUUAUCUGGAGUUCAAGUCUAACCCUGAGGAAAAAUGGCUA